Ochotona princeps (American pika) is the source of this 1252-nucleotide messenger RNA. It is a transcript of the gene MTRF1L, whose product is annotated as mitochondrial translation release factor 1 like. Lineage: Eukaryota; Metazoa; Chordata; Mammalia; Lagomorpha; Ochotonidae. Bases 24 to 1166 code for a protein of 380 amino acids. Gene Ontology annotation, molecular function: translation release factor activity. The transcript is spliced from 7 exons. Gene Ontology annotation, biological process: translational termination. The record is from RefSeq and is a predicted model, not a curated record.
CUGGCGGCCCGGGCAGCCUGGCUAUGCGGGUUCGCUGCGUGUGGGGGGCUGCCCGGUGUCUGUGCGGCCGCCCGGCCCUGGGCCCUCCCCGCCGGCCGGUCAGCGGCCGGGCCGCGGCGCUGGAGGAGCUGUUCUCCCCGGACGGGCCCCUGCGGUCCUUCCUGGAGCGCCAGGCCGGGGCUGGCUCCCCAGGGCUGGGCGGCAGGCCCCAGGUGGCGGCGGCCGCCCGGCUGCUGAGCGCCAAGGAGCGGGAGCUGCGGGAGACCGAGGCCCUGCUGCGCGAUGAGAAUGAAGACUUAAGGAAACUUGCCGAGAAUGAGAUAACUUUGUGUCAGAAAGAAAUACUGCAGCUCAAGCAGCAGAUCGUUGUACUUCUGGUUCCCUCAGAAGAAGCAGAUGAAAAUGACUUGAUCCUGGAAGUAACUGCAGGAGUUGGGGGUCAGGAAGCAAUGUUGUUUACUUCAGAGAUGUUUGAUAUGUAUCAGAAAUAUGCUGCGUUUAAAAGAUGGCAUUUUGAAACCCUCGACUAUUUCCCAAGUGAAAUAGGAGGCCUUAGGCACGCGUCCGCCAGCAUCGGAGGCCCAGCAGCCUACAGGCACCUGAAGUACGAGGGAGGGGUUCACCGAGUACAGAGAGUGCCGAAGACGGAGCGGCAGGGCCGCAUCCACACCAGCACGAUGACCGUGGCCAUUCUGCCCCAGCCCACCGAGAUUAACUUGGUGAUCAACCCUAAAGAUUUAAGGAUCGAUACAAAGCGAGCCAGCGGCGCUGGGGGCCAGCACGUGAAUACCACCGACAGUGCUGUGCGGAUUGUUCAUCUCCCUACAGGUAUUGCUUCUGAAUGCCAGCAAGAGAGAUCUCAACUGAAAAACAGAGAGAUGGCCAUGAAAAAGUUACGCGCGAAGCUCUACAGCCUGCGUCUGGAAGAAGAGACGAGUAAACGAUACAGUGCCCGGAAGGUCCAGGUUGGAACUAAAGGAAGAUCAGAGAAAAUAAGAACGUACAAUUUUCCACAGAAUCGAGUCACAGACCAUAGAAUAAACAAAUCAAUACAUGAGCUUGAAACUUUCAUGCAAGGAGAUGAUCAGCUGGAUGAACUGAUACAGUCGUUGAAAGACUAUGCUGAUUAUGAAUCUUUAUUAGAAAUUAUUUCCAAAAAAGCUUAAGUUGAUUUGUUACUAAUGCACCUAGGAAAGCGGCAGCAGAUGGUCCAAGUGGCUGGCCACCUGCUGCCCACACUGGAGACCCCGCU